CGGAUGUAUGUUAAGAGACCGGGUCUAUGUUCCAUAAGAAUACAGAACAAGGAUGAUAUGGCAGAGGAAAUAUAUGAAAAAACGGGGAUGCCGCCAGAAAAGCAGCACAUACAUACCACCAAACGAGGCCUGGUGCUUCUUUGGGAAAUAAAUGAUCAAAUUGGCACAAACAUGGAUGAAGACACUGGGAUUGAUGAACAUGAAGCAGAGAUCGCUAAAAUGACAGAUAUAUUUGAACGAUACAUCAGUGAUGAUACCUGUGAGUUUGGGAUUACUCUAAAAAAAGAACAUAUCAAGGAUAUAACGAAAAAUGUUCUGCAAAAUUGACUUUUAAACGGAAGAUGCACCUUUUUGUUAUAAACUGUACGAAUAGUUCAGCUUAACAUUUGCAGUUGAUGUAAAAAUAUGAUGCUUCUUAGUAUUUCAUCAUCAAUAUGCAUUUAUUCAUUGGUCUAGUGGUCACGUGUUAAUAAUCAGUAAAAUUAUCAUUUCUUUGCCAA
Vavraia culicis subsp. floridensis is the source of this 500-nucleotide messenger RNA. RefSeq lists its product as uncharacterized. The record is from RefSeq and is a predicted model, not a curated record. The transcript has a single exon. Bases 4 to 327 code for a protein of 107 amino acids. Lineage: Eukaryota; Fungi; Microsporidia; Pleistophoridae.